AUGAGCCAAGCUCACCCUCCCUAUUUAAAAAAAUUUAUAGAAAAGAAGUUGUCAUUGAAAUUAAACUGUGGCAGACAUGUCCGAGGAAUACUGUGGAGAUCUGAUUCCUUUAUGAGUCCUGUGGUAGAUGAAUGUGUGGAGAUGGUAACUAGCAGGCAACAGAAAGAUACCAGAAUGGUGGUAAUAAGAAUAGUAUCAUCAUGUUAG
Messenger RNA from Balaenoptera acutorostrata (minke whale), 207 nucleotides. Its product is annotated as small nuclear ribonucleoprotein G-like. The record is from RefSeq and is a predicted model, not a curated record. Bases 1 to 207 code for a protein of 68 amino acids. Gene Ontology annotation, cellular component: P granule; U4 snRNP; precatalytic spliceosome. The transcript is spliced from 2 exons. Gene Ontology annotation, biological process: mRNA splicing, via spliceosome. Gene Ontology annotation, molecular function: RNA binding. NCBI's taxonomy places the organism in Eukaryota, Metazoa, Chordata, Mammalia, Artiodactyla, Balaenopteridae.